AUGGAAUACUUGAAUAGAGUGUUGUUGGAUGUUCGCAAUAACCGCACCUUUAAAUUCCACCCUAAAUGUGCUAAGUUACUGAUUACUAACCUUUGUUUCGCAAAUGAUAUUUUGCUGUUUGCUAAGGGGGAUACAGAUUCGGUCAGGAUUCUGAUGAGUAAGAUUAAAGCCUUCUCAACAGCCACGGGCCUGACCAUUAGUAUCCCAAAGAGCAAAGUGUAUUGUGGGGGAGUGGAUGAAACCAUAUGUAAGAACAUCUUGGAGGCUACUGGUUUUGGUCGCGGAUCCUUGCCAUUUAAAUACCUUGGGGUACCCCUGGAUAGUAAAAAGCUAACAAUUAAUAGCUGCAAACCACUCAUUGACAGAAUGCUGAGCAGAAUCAAUCAUUGGAGUGCCAAACUCUUAUCGUAUGCCGGCAGGAUGCUGCUUGUGAAAUCUGUCAUGUUUGCCAUCGCCAAUUACUGGAUGCAGGUUUUUCUCCUUCCCAAAAAGGUUCUCCAGCACAUUGAGAGCCUGUGCAAGCGGUUCUUAUGGACGAGCAAAGAGGAUAUGAGUAGAAAAGCUCCCAUUUCUUGGGACCAAGAAAGUGUUACUCACCUCUGUUUUGAAUGUGAUCAGACUAAAUAUGUUUGGACUCAUAUGUUUGAAUGGUUGGCGACUCAGAAAAAACCGUUGAAUGGAAGGGUCGACAUUGAUUGGUUUAUACAUAUGACAAAAGGCUAA
Messenger RNA from Vicia villosa (hairy vetch), 723 nucleotides. RefSeq lists its product as uncharacterized. Lineage: Eukaryota; Viridiplantae; Streptophyta; Magnoliopsida; Fabales; Fabaceae. Bases 1 to 723 code for a protein of 240 amino acids. The transcript is spliced from 3 exons. The record is from RefSeq and is a predicted model, not a curated record.